GAUUACUAAGUCCCAUACCGCCAAACCCGUGCCUGUGCACAGGUCGCCUCCACCGGGUGUCCGUUGAGACACACAAGGUUGGCUUCGCGAGAUGGGACGAUCUUGCCGGGCCCCUGUUGUUCGGGAGGGCUUGUUUCACCAGCGGUAAGGCGCUAGGUGCCUGGGUAGUCCAUCAUUCCUCUCGGUAGUGACGGAGCCCAGGUGGUUCUCCGCCAGCGACAGUGCUAGACUGUGCAGACAGCUAGCUAGCUGUCGGCGGUGGGACUUACACGCGAGAGAGCAAGCUCGAACCCCGCGGCCGCCCCUUUCCCCGCUUAUCUACCUGCUGCUGUCCUCCCCCGAGCUCCGGCGUCCCUCCAGCCCUCCAGCCUCCAGGAACCCUCUCCCGAAUUAAUUUGCUGCCAGCCUCUCUCUAUCAGUGACGAGGACACAUACACACGCCCUCCUGCCAAAACCGAACCAUGUCUGAGCUCUGGACGAAGCCAUCGGGGUCCGCCUCGGCCCUCUGGGCCAAGCCCAGCUCCAUCCCCGAGUCCCAGUCCCACAACCCCUCGGCCAUGCCUCUCUCUGAGGCCCAGACGAGGGUCCGUCACCCCGGAAGGCGGUUUGCGCAAAUUGUAAAGCUGAAGCCCGAGUACUACGAAAAGUACAAGGAGGUUCAUGCGGCCGUUUGGCCCGAGGUUUUGAGGCAGAUCAAGGCCUGCAACAUCGUCGACUACAGCAUAUUCUAUGACGACAAAUCACACACCCUGUUCGCGACAUUCAAAUACGUCGGGUACGAUUACGCCGGGGACAUGGAGAGGAUGAGGGAGAACCCCAAGGUGCGGGAGUGGUGGAAGAUGACCGAUGAAUUCCAGCAGAGUUUCAAUGAGAACGCAAAGAGCAGUGAGGCUGGUGAUCCCUCAUGGUGGAAGCCUCUUGAGGAGGUCUUUUACCAGGCUUAAUGGGCGGUGUGGUGUUUGGUAGCCGUCCUUGUUCUUGAGCUGGUUCCGGGAGGUCCUUGUUGUUCGGCCCGUGGGUACACGUCGCUUUGGAUGUUCUUGUCUCUUGGUGUCGUGGGAACUAGAAGUAGGGCCUCAGUCGAGCGUCAGGCUUAAAUAAUAGACGGCCCAGGACUUUCAAUCGCUAA
Molecule: messenger RNA, 1129 nt
Organism: Diaporthe batatas
Lineage: Eukaryota; Fungi; Ascomycota; Sordariomycetes; Diaporthales; Diaporthaceae
Exons: 3
Coding region: 462-944 (160 amino acids)
Molecular function (GO): racemase and epimerase activity, acting on carbohydrates and derivatives
Source: RefSeq, a predicted model, not a curated record